This is a messenger RNA of Closterium sp. NIES-67, 251 nucleotides long. Lineage: Eukaryota; Viridiplantae; Streptophyta; Zygnematophyceae; Desmidiales; Closteriaceae. The record is from the annotation of a GenBank genome assembly.
CAAGAAACAACGGGAAGAGUACCAGAGAUGGUGACUCCGUCUCCCUCUUCAAGUGUGGACCCGAAUCUCAUGGAGAGAUUCUUCAGCUUCAUGUCACACUUCGACCAGCAGCAGCAGACAAGGACACCUGCGCAAUCAACACAGAGCAAUGGAGGGAAUAUGGGAUUAGCGCCGAUGAGCCUCGACAACUCAUCCUUCGGGCGACACAACCAAGCGCCUACCUUUGCGCCUUAUCAUUCUUCGCCGGGGAC